UUUCCUCAGCUUAACAACGUAGAAAAGGCCGUGGCGGCAACACACACCUUCCUGAAGAAGAACCCGAAGGAUCCACAUCUGCGCAAGAACAUGGACUACUACAAGACCAUAUUUGAUGUUGACGAGUACCUCAUCGACCACGGACAGCCGUAUGAAAGUGUGUUCCUGAAAAGUGUGACGCUCUACAACAACGGAGACUUCAGCAGCAGCGCCCGAAACAUGGAACAGGCCAUCACGCAGUAUUUUGAGAUCUACGACCUGUGUUUGGCAGGCUGUGAGGGCUCGUACGAGAUCUUGUAUAAAGACUUUUAUCCAACGUUAGCAGAUUUGUACAUUAAUGUGCUUAAAUGCAAGGUCAAAUGUGAAGAUGAGCUAACACCCAGCGUCGGAGGCUUCUUUGUGGAGAAGUUUGUAGCCACCAUGUAUCACUACCUCCAGUUCUCUCUCCUACUAUAAAUUGAAUGAUGUAAAAACGCUGCUCCGUGUGCGGCGAGCUACAUGCUUUUCGACUCCAAGGACCAAGUGAUGCAACAAAAUGUAGUGUACUACCGCUUCUACCGGGAGCAGUGGGGGCUGGAGGACAACGACUUCCAGCCUCGUCCUGAGGCUCUGAGGUAUUUUAACCAAACAACCAAACAGAAGGAGAUGCUGGAGUUUGCACUGAACUAUCUACAAACAGAUGAUGAGGUAUGUUACUGACGUGGAUCUG
Sphaeramia orbicularis (orbiculate cardinalfish) is the source of this 709-nucleotide messenger RNA. RefSeq names its product endoplasmic reticulum protein SC65-like. Gene Ontology annotation, biological process: collagen fibril organization; peptidyl-lysine hydroxylation. Gene Ontology annotation, molecular function: collagen binding. Lineage: Eukaryota; Metazoa; Chordata; Actinopteri; Kurtiformes; Apogonidae. The record is from RefSeq and is a predicted model, not a curated record. Gene Ontology annotation, cellular component: endoplasmic reticulum.